CAUCAUACGCAUAACUUUCCAACAUGGCGUCGGGUCUAACGGCAGCGAAGGGAGCAGAGGACCUGACAGCCCAUCCUGGGUUCAGCAAUGACAAAUACUCCAUUCUAAUGGUCAUCGGCGCGCUUUAUCGACCGCGCAUACUGGACUUUAUUGUGGUGGAGAUAGAACGAGGUAUUCGUGCAUGGGAUGUGGAUUUGACCGCGUGUAACUUGGAUGAGCAGCUCAGACUCUUCGUUCAUAAGCAUUCUUCUUGUCAAUCCAAAGACGUUAAAGGUCAAAGGACAUUUCAAUUCAGUUCAGAGGUUGUGGACGUCAGGGUUGUAGUAAAUCCAUCAGAAGGGGUUCUCUAUUCUGAGGUUCAUGGUUUGAUAUCAGGCGUAUCUAGACACAAGCUGCUGUUGCUCACAGGACAAUCUCUUGAAGAAACCGGAGAUCUUGUCCUGCACACUGGACAGUUCACUCCAAAUGAUUUUACACAGAUCCUUUCAGAUGAAGAGAUUGACGCACUAUUAAACUCUGUUAGCACACACGGCAAAGCAAACCUCACCAUAAGCUGCCCUAAAACUGGAAAAUGGAAAACUUCUGUGCUUGGAAAACACAAGUUACAUGAAAUUAUGGACAUUAAAGUAAAUCCUCUAAUGGUGCUAUCUAAAAUGGGCGGCCUUCAGGAGUUCACGGACCUUCUUACUGAGUCUUUCGAGCCACAGUCUCCUUUUGACCUCCUGGAGCCUCCUGGCACUGUGGGAUUCCUCAAACUCUGUCGCCCGUGCUGUUACGUUUUUCCAGGAGGCAGAGGAGAUUGUGCUUUCUUUGCGGUCAAUGGAUUCAAUGUCUUGGUCAAUGGUGGAGCAGAUCCGUGCGCCUGCUUCUGGAAGUUGGUCAGGCAUUUGGACCGCGUGGAUUCUGUGCUGCUUACACACGCGGGAACAGACAAUCUGCCCGGAGUUAACAGCCUGCUGGAGAGAAAAGUAGCAGAGACUGAGCGAAGUAAAACCGACUGCCAGGAAAAAGAACAAUGGCAGAAGAAUCUCAUCUCCCCAGAGCUCGGCGUGGUCUUCUUCAAUGCUUCAAACAGGCUUAAAAAGGUUCAGGGUGACCCUAAUGUGCUGAGAAGCAGCGAUCUAGCAUCACUUGCUUUACAGCAUCUUGAAAAGCUAAAAAUCUCACCAGAGCCACUUCUAAGGAACUCAAGUGGUCCGAUCGAACCGGUUAUUCUCUUUCAGAAAAUGGGAGUUGGGUGUCUUGAACUUUAUGUCCUAAAUCCAGUCAAGCGUAGCAAAGAAGUAGAGUCGUUUAUGCAGAACUGGCCCGAAAGCAGCUCCAAAUCCAAAAGCUCGGAUGUUCCCCUGACCUCUUUGGUCUCUAUAUGUGCUUUGCUUGUGUGGCAUCCCGCCAGCCCAGUUGAGAAGAUUAUCAGAGUGCUCUUCCCCGGCUCUACACCACAAAGUAAGAUAAUGGAUGGUCUGGAGAAACUGAAGCAUCUAGAGUUUCUCAAGAGGCCGGUGGUGUGCUCCAAAGACUUCGAAACUGCGAAAUCAGAUAAAAAUCCAAAACUCGCAGAGAAUCAGGACAGCCCCAUGUCUGUAAAAAACGAAUUAAGUUCAAGUAAUGGUGCUUCAAAGCAACGAUCUGUCCAUGGAGAUCUCGAGCUAAAAGACAAAACCAAAGGUGUGAAUAAAAAUUAUCUGAAAAGUGAGGAAAGGCUGAAAUCUGCAGAAAGCAACGUCAAACUAAAACCCUCCAAGCUUGUUACGAGGAAAGAGUCUUUAAAAGAAAAAAGCAAUGAAAAAACAAGCACGCCAGACACAAAGAAACAAGAAAGUGGACAGAGAAAAACUUCAGGUAGCAAACCAAAGAUAGAUAGCAAAACUGAUGUGAAAAUAGAAGAGAAAAAGACAUCAAAGUCUCUUGGGAAAGAUGUCAAGAAGACCUCAGAUAAGCCUGGGAAUGUAAAACACGGAGCAAAAGUAAACAAACAGGCUGAGGACAAAACCAAAAGCUUUAAAUCUAACAAGGAACAGCAGAACCAGAAGCUUUCCACAGAAGAUUGCUCUAAAAUGUCUUCACCUGAAGAUAUGACAGCUGAAUUUCUGGAAAUGAUCAAAGAACAACAGGAAUCUUCUGUGAAAAAGCAACAUGCUGACUCUGGAAACCUAAAAAAUGUCCCUAGAGGUGAUGUUCAGUCUAAAUGUAGUACCAGAGUAACCACUAGCAAGGCCACAAUGGCUGUCGGGCCCAAAACAAAAAAUGACCUCACACCUACUGAGUCAACUUUGCUUGAUGGGGCUUUGAAAGACAAUAUUUCAAAAGAUGGCCACGAGGACGUUUGUGUCAGUCCUGAAGAGAAGACUUUAGAGUUAUCUUCUCCUAGAUCAGGUCCGAACAGUGCUGGUCAUACUCCUUAUCACCUGUCCCCUGAAGAGACCUGGGCCUCCAAAGAUCACAGUAGCUUUGGGGUAAAGAUGUGUCUCGGUUCAGAGAGCCAGCAAACAGGACUGCCCAAGCUUUCAGAGUCCGGAUGCCCUAAAAGUAACCAAGAGAGCGUCUCCACUUCAUCCAGAGAGAAACAUUCGAGUUUUCUGUCUCUCAGUUCCUUCAAGGAUAUAAUGCCUGAUAUAUCCCCCACUGUCACUACCACUACCACUCACUCAAUGCCUGCUGAAGUCAGCUCACCACAGUCCACUGAGGUUGACGAAUCACUUUCAAUGUCUUUCGAACAAGUGCUGCCUACAGUCAGUGAGUCUACCAACGAAGAUGAAAUGUCCUACUCCAAUGGACAACUUUCCAAAUCUGAAUUCAAAGUAGGGAUGUCUUUGUCCAUAAAGAAGCCUCACACUCAAAGGACCCAUCAGGAUGGCUCAGGUGGGUGUCCGUCUGAACCGCAGGGUCUAGUGGUUGAUAUCGGCCAUGAUGUAGACCUGUGCUUGGUCUCUCCAUGCGAGUUCAAACACUUCAAACCGGUCAGCAAUGGAGAAGAUUCACGUUCACCAGGAUUAGUUAACACCAGCCCGCUGAACCAUUCCGAUGAUAGCGACCACUCCCAAGAGGCAACUAAGCCCCUUCCACCAGCAUGUUUGGUGAACAGAUCCGCUCAUCCAACUAUGGAGACCCCUCUUACGUCUGCCAGUGACUUCCCCACAGCCACCGACUCGGAUGUACAUCCAGGACUAGAAGAUUGCUCGUCUAUUACAGCCGAUGGACUUCUAGAUUCGGAUGAAGAAUCAGGAGGCCACCUGCAAUCCCAGAACAUAAACGAUGGAUUGGGUUUUAAUCGAGGUAAUCAUCUUCUGCCCCAGGAUCCUCCACCUGCGCCUGUGAAAGAUUUACCUCCCCUUCCACUGCAGCCGGGUGCCUGUAUGCCCGAUCCUGUUAGCAGUGUGAAGUCUGGUGCAACAAAGGGUAGAAAAUCAACGGGAGUUACCCAGAGGUUAACAUCACCUAGCAGUUCAACACAAAGCACCAAAACCAGGACUGGAAGUCAAGCUACAUCUGUUACCAGCUCGAGAAGCAACUCAGCUGGCACAGCCUCUGCCACAAAAAGAUCAGGUAGCAAGGUUGGAGCUUCGGUAUAUUUGGACCUGGCUUAUCUUCCAGCAGGCCAUGCAGCGUCCACUGUCGAUGUUGAGUUCUUCUGCCGUCUACGCUCAUCCUGUUACAUAAUAAGUGGUGAUGACUCGUACAAAGAAGGCUUGAUGAGGUCCAUUCUGGAUGCGUUAUUGGAGGGUAAAUCUGUAUGGCCUGAGGAUGUGCCGGUGACCCUAAUCCCUACGUUUGAAUCCAUGGUGAUGCACGAAUGGUACCGGGAAACUCAAGAAAAACAACGGCAACUGGGAAUAACCGUCCUGGGCAGCAACAGCACUGUGGCCAUGCAGGAGGAGACGUUCCCUGCUUGUAAAAUUGAGUUCUGGUAGACGGAAAGUAACAAUAAGACCUACAUACGCACACUUUGAGCACCACUGAUUGUUAUGUACAGAUUUGUUCUUAAGAAAAUGUUCCGUAAUCAACCAACAAACCUGUAUAUUGUGUUUGUGACAGAUAAGGACUGCACAGUAAAAUCACAAGAAUUGAAUCCCACACCCGUAGUUGUUUACAGAGUAGUUGAAUUGCACUGUGUAUUAUGGCUGCAUAUUUGGUUUCUGGUUGGCAGAGCAUACUGUAUACUGGAAUCACACUAUGAAAUUCAUAGUUAAAUGUUACAAACUUAAAUGUAACCCAGAGCUCAAAUCAUUCUUUGGAGCAAGCAUACUGUACUCUCUGUCUCUAUGGAAAUGAAGGAUGCAUUAAUCAGAUUUAUGCGUGUGACAAAAAGAAUCCACAUUGUGGAUAGAAAGGAGAAAAUGUGCCUGAAUAUAAUGGAAGUACAUACUGCAUUGGUUUGUUUAAAAUUCUGACUAUGCAUGAAGACAUUGAAAGAAUGAAACAAAUGAGCAGUGCCAAUGGGAGUUAGGCUACCCUGUUGAAAAAAACUGCAUAUGCUGGUUUGGUAUGUUUUGAUGCUGGUUUGUACUGGUUCAAGCUGGUCAAACCAGCAUCAAAACAUACCUAACCCAGCAUAUGCUGUUUUUUUCAACAGGGAAGAAUGCCACAGAUGUCCACACAUAACAAUUAAUCAUUGUAAUAUAGAGCCAUAUUUUUAUACUUUUAAAUGUACUUAGAUUGACUUUCUCUUUUGCUUUGUUCUCAACAGAUGCUAUUUACACUACAGUCUAGAAACGGUUCACUACACCACACUCAUAUUGUAUGAAUGUACUGCACUAUGAUGUACUGUCACCUAUUGCCGACAAGAAAUGUGUAGAAAUUGCAUGUAAUUGACAGUUUUCUUUUAUUUGAAGAAUGAUCUCCAGCUCUUGCUGUGUUAAGGGUUGGAAGUGUCAACGCUGGGACGUAAAGUAUAACAUGAAGUGCAGAUCCUCUAAUAUCUGUGCCUACUGUAAAGUAUCAACUGCUGUAGUGCACACUAGCCCUUGUUCUCUUACACGUACAGUAUCUUCUUCAUUUUGUGCCCCACAAUGCUGUCAGACAUUCUGUGUAUAGUAAAGAUUUUUCAGUUCACGGAAACAAAGAUAUGUAACAUAAUAAAGGAUAUGUAUCCAGAAUUAUACUAUAAAUUAAAACGUUGAAUUACCGUUGGAGUGUUGGUUUGUUUUGU
Messenger RNA from Triplophysa rosa, 5149 nucleotides. It is a transcript of the gene map1sb, whose product is annotated as microtubule-associated protein 1Sb. The record is from RefSeq and is a predicted model, not a curated record. Gene Ontology annotation, biological process: axonogenesis; regulation of microtubule depolymerization; microtubule cytoskeleton organization. Gene Ontology annotation, molecular function: actin binding; microtubule binding. The transcript is spliced from 7 exons. Bases 24 to 3911 code for a protein of 1295 amino acids. Gene Ontology annotation, cellular component: neuronal cell body; synapse; microtubule associated complex. NCBI's taxonomy places the organism in Eukaryota, Metazoa, Chordata, Actinopteri, Cypriniformes, Nemacheilidae.